AUGUUAAGAACAAUUUCUCAACUGACUCCUGUAGUAGCAUCAUUUCAAAUAUGGCUGAAACAUCAGCCAGUGUGUAGUUCAUAUAGUGUAAUUGGUUGUUACAGUAGUUCGUAUAACGAUUUAUCUCGCAUUACUACGCAUCGGCUUAAAUAUUGCGUGUUUUAUCUCUAUAAAGUUACGAGAAGAGAAUUUCAGCAGUCCAGUAAAACUGUCAUCACAUGCAGUCAGAUAAAAAAAGAAAAAAUGGCACCAACGCGUGUUAUUCUUUUUUCGUGUGGCAGUUAUAACCCUCCAACCAAUAUGCAUUUAAGAAUGUUUGAAAUUGCCAGAGAUCAUCUACAUAGAAUGGGCACGCAUAUUGUAGUUGGUGGAGUUAUAUCUCCAGUACAUGAUGCAUAUGCCAAAAAAGAACUAGCAAGUGCAACACACAGAUGUGCUAUGUUAAGAUUAGCCUUACAAAAUAAUGAUUGGAUUCGACUUAGUACUUGGGAAAUUAAACAAAAUGGUUGGUCAAGGACUAGAAUAACUUUACAAUACCAUCAAAAUUUAUUGAAUUCCAUGGUAUUUGAUUCAAACAAUAUUAAACAUAAUAUUCCAAUUGAAGAUCUGGAAUGGAUUCCAGAAAAUAUAAAAAAUAGUUCUGAUUGUACACCAAUUCAAAUUAAACUAUUAUGUGGUGCUGAUUUAUUAGAAAGUUUUGGAAUUUAUGAUCUUUGGAUGGAAGAAGAUAUUGAUGCUAUUGUUGGAGAACAUGGUCUUGUAGUUAUUACUAGAGAAGGUUCUAAUCCAAAUAAAUUUAUAUAUGAUUCAGACAUUCUUUCUAAACAUAUGCACAAUAUACACAUAGUAACUGAAUGGAUUCCAAAUGAAGUCAGUUCAAGUAAAAUAAGAAGAGCAUUAAAGCGAGGUGAAAGCGUCAGAUAUCUCUUACAAGAUGCUGUGAUUGAUUAUGUCUAUAAACAAGGAAUUUAUGAUGCAAAGACAACAGCAUCAACAAUUAAGUUGGAACUGACCUCGCCCAAUGCGAAUAAUUACUUGACCAUUGAUUCCAAGUAUCAAAGCACCUUUCUCACGCCGUCGCCUAGCGACGUUACCAUGGAAUCCCCGAGUCCGAUUGAAAUUAUAUCCAUCGAUGUGCCUGACACUGUUCUGCGUAAGAAUAUGCAGAACGCAACGAAUGUGGCUUGUGUCACCUCACGUCACGUCAGCGGCCUCGAGGAGGCGCGCGAGAAAUUUAUUAGCGCUCUCGUCGCCGAAAAUGGUAACGCCAAACAUAUAACAACCGCGAAGGCCGCGUAUCCAGGUCUCGCGAAACAGAUCAUCGCCACCGAAACCGGCGAGUCGCAGAUCCUCGACGAGGUAGGUUUCGUUGACGAUGAUAGAAAGAUCAGGAAGGUGGUGAGGGUACAGCCCCGAUCGAGUCAGCUGGAAGAAGUGUCCUCAUGUGUCGCCACUUCGUCGAAAUGCGAGAAUUUUGUUAAAAUUAAUGCGAGAUCAUCUAUCGAGGCUAAAGAUAGUACGGAUAAAUCUUUACAAAUGAUUGACAGAGCUCGAGUCCAAUACGAUAUUAUCGAUGUAGGAUUAGGAGAUAAUAGUGGCAAGAAUCGCAAUGUUAAAUCUUUGAUUUCGUCUUCAACUGUUUCGUCUACAAAGAUAUCUGCUAUAAAAAAUGGUGGAGGACGCCACGAAUGCGCCUUAUCUGAUUUCAGCGUGGAUAAAGAAGAUUACAGGUUGACAUGGUACGGUUUAGACGAUGCAGUUGAAGACGAAGUCCAAGAUGUAGAUGAAGAUUCUCGGUUAAGCAAGCAUAACUUUUUUGAGAAUCAGCAGGAAAAUCUACAAUACAAAAGCCAACAAGCUGAUCGAAAGAACAGCGAUGAAGUUUAUGAUCAAGACGGUUUUCCUAGCGAUGGUAUUCGAUGCUCAAAUACGCAAGUAUUAGUAGUGGUUAGUGCAAUGAUACAUAAUGCUUUCGAUAAAGAAGGAACGACAUUGAUUGUCGAAGAAAGUGGUGUACAGAGUAAAGGCGAGAUCACGAUAUACAAAGGUGAAUCAGAUGGAAGUAUCGACAAACUAAGUCUAUUGGUACAAUCACCUGUUCCAUCUUCAAUGAGUGAUGAAAGCACCGUAAAAAUACAAGAAAUAAUCGAUGAUGGAACGGAAAUGACGAAAGAAAAUUCUGAUGACUCACUAGAUGGAAAAUCCUUGAAACGAGAUGUAAGCUUAGAAAUAGAUGGUAAGUAUGUAAAGUCUGUGGUAAAUGCUUGCAAAAGUCCUAGGAAAACAAAGAACGGUCAAAUACGAGUAUAUACCAAUGAAAGUGAUGAGAAAUGGAUAAAAGAGAACGAAAAAGAGGAAAAGAAGAAUACCGAAUCAGGCACACAAUCAGAAGAAACAUUUUACAAAACUGUAUCAAAAUCAUCGUCGAAAUCAAGAAGUCCUAAAAAAGAAGGAAAAUCUCGUUUAAAUGGUCAGAAGACGGCUAGCAAUUCGAGAAUUUACGAGUCCACAGUGAUCAGCGACGAAAAAAAUAAAAAAUCAAAACAAUACGAUGUGCCUUUGAAAGGAAGUUUGGAUUCGGUGAUCACUACAAACGAUUCUAGAACAAUUCCUCGGAGAAAAUCGAAAACUGAGGAAAUGUUUUCGAAAAAAUCAAAGAGUUACGAGUCUAUUAAGAAAAUGCAAGAGAUAUGUUAUGAAGAUCCAUCGAAAGCUGAUAGCACUUCUCAGUUAAUUACAGCAAACGAAUUAGACAUGCAAACGGAUGAAUUUUGCUCUGUUUGUUGCUAUGUAAACGAGUUAUCUCUAAGAACGGAGGAUGUCAUUGGAACAGAAGAAGUGAUUCUACGUUCUAAUUGUAGCUCCAUCGCUGACGAGGAUUCGACAGAAUGCGAUAUUUGUAGUUCUUGGAAUUUGCAAGAAUCUACUGAUACUAUAGAUCGAAAACUCGUUUCCUCGACAACUGAUUGUGACCAACUGUGUGAAGUAUGCGAGAUCUGCAAUGAAAUCUGUGCCACGUUUAACCCCGAUCAGGAAUCAAGAUCUUAUUCUAUAACCAGAGAACCAAGAGAUUUGAUUCAAGGUCGGGCAUUUGAAUCUUCCUCGAGAAGUCUUCCAAAAGAUAGCUCCAGAAUCGGUGAUAGUAUUGCAAUUGAUCCAUCAUUGGAUGAAGAUAGUUUCGAGAUCGAGAAUUGUGGUUUUCAAAGUGGAUCAGAAUCAUUAGUUCACCAAAUUGAUGAAAAACAAUUAUCCAAGUCUUUUAAUAUUUCAGAUUCGGCCGUUAUCAAGAAAAAGUCACGAGACAAAUAUUUUAUUCCUAAGGAUGAGCUGGCUAUUCUGACCAGUGGCUCCAGACGCAUGAAUCGUAAAGGAUCCUUAUUCAGAAAAAAACCAAUUGAAGAUCCAGUUAAUGUUACUCAGGACAAGAGACGUUAUUCGUCAGUGGAUAAUCUUCAAUUAGCAAAAGCGUCUUCCAAAAACAAUGAUAAAGUUUUUAGGCCUAAGAAUAACAAGCUGAUUGGAUCUGCAGAUAAUAUACGUAUUUCCAGAAAUUCUAGAAGAUGUAAAUCACUGCAGAGAUCAGCAGACAAUGUUCGAUACAUGGAUUCAUCCACAGAUAACUUAGAUUCCCUAGUGGAGAACCUAGGAAGGGAGGAUGAUGCGCAAAAUGAUCUAAAUUGGAUGGAGAAGCCAAAGGUCAGAGACAACGAAACUGUAAAGAUGAUUCUGACCAAACAUGGCAUUAAGAUAAUCAGUGAGAAGGAAACUGCUCUGUAAUGAAAAAAAUAUAAUCUGUUUGAAAAAAAUCGCUCAUAUUAGUUACAAAAAAGUUACCAAAUAUAUAUUAUAUAUAAAACACAAAAAUUAGUUCGAAUUCUCGUUAGGCCAACUGCAAAUUCUAGGAUGCAGACUUAUCGACACUCUUGUGAUAAUUCUGAUCGAUAUAACUUCGACAGAUACAAGAUUUUUCAUAUUAUAAUAGAGAUCUAGUUAAUGAAUAUACGUAUCAAUAUAGAAAAUAAAAAAUAUAUAUAUUAUAUAUAUAUACAUAUAUUUAUAACUCGGAAAACAAAUUCUUUUCCGAAAGAAAGAGAAAUGCCAAAAAUGUUACAAUUUAAUCCUACUUACAAAUUCUAUUUAAUUAAUAACAAUGAUGUUCAUGCGAAGAGAUUCUUCAACAAAAUUUCUUCUUCAGAAAUAUUAUAUAAAAAGAAAAAUAGAGAAAAAUCUUGGCAUGACAUCAUUGGAUCGCACAUUGUUCUCCGUGAAGAAAAAAAAAGAAUUCUAAAAUGAUAUGCAUAUGAGAAUAUACAAGCCUUGGAAAUAUUUCUUUAAGAAAUACAACCAGAAAAAAAAAUAUAAUAUUAUAUAUUAUUAUUACGUUAACGAACUAAUUACGUUAAGAACUGUCGUAUAUAAUUAAACAAAUUAAAUAAAUCGCAAAGUGUAUUAUUAUAAUAUGCAUUUGAAGUAAAUUUACAGGAUGAAGAAUUAAAAAGAAGCUCAAAAACAUAUAUAAAAUAGAAUUAUAACAUAUAUAAAAUAAAAUUAUAGAAAUUCGAAGAGAAAUCUGGAUAAUGCACGAAGAUUCGAGAACAGCGAAUUAUCAAGACAAUCCUAUAAUUAACUCGUCAAUAUUAUAUUAAAAAAAAUAAAAAGAAAAUGAUUUUAAUUAAUUAUAAAAUAUUCUAUACAAAAUAUGUAAGAAUGAUAUAUGUUAGGAUGGGCUGCGAUACAUCGAUCGCGAAGAACGUGAUUAAUUGAUGUUUCUAAUGGAAUCCGCUGAUCUCAUUUUAUCCUUCAUUACAAAGAAAAAAAAAGGAUUAGAAAGAUAAAAAAGAUCGUGCGCUUUCAUUUUAAAUGUGAAAUAUUAUUCGUUAAUUCAAUUACAGACUGUCUUUCUGCGCGAUGAGUAUUGAUAUAAUUAAUUGAUUUACACAUACAUACACACAUUUGCCAAACAAAUUUAUAUUGAAAAUGUGCCAAUUGUUUUUUUAUAUCUUUGUAGAUAUCGUGCGUUUUUUACUAUCUCUCGAACGUCAUAUCUUUGUAUGAUAGUUUUUAAAUCGUUAAUAUGUAUUUUCUUAAAAAAACAAUAUAAAGAGAAAUCAAGAAGAGAGAGAGAUACGAAAAAUGUUUCUUGAUUCUAUUCAUCUAUUCUAUUCAUUAUCAUGCAUCUAU
Molecule: messenger RNA, 5181 nt
Organism: Apis laboriosa (Himalayan honeybee)
Lineage: Eukaryota; Metazoa; Arthropoda; Insecta; Hymenoptera; Apidae
Gene: Nmnat
Exons: 5
Coding region: 1-3777 (1258 amino acids)
Biological process (GO): NAD+ biosynthetic process
Molecular function (GO): nicotinamide-nucleotide adenylyltransferase activity; nicotinate-nucleotide adenylyltransferase activity
Source: RefSeq, a predicted model, not a curated record